Saprolegnia diclina VS20 is the source of this 795-nucleotide messenger RNA. RefSeq lists its product as hypothetical. The record is from RefSeq and is a predicted model, not a curated record. NCBI's taxonomy places the organism in Eukaryota, Oomycota, Saprolegniomycetes, Saprolegniales, Saprolegniaceae. The coding region runs from base 31 to 660 and encodes 209 amino acids. The transcript is spliced from 2 exons.
CGCAUCGAAGCGCUUCUUUCGACGCUCGUCAUGCGGGUCGACAACCUCGCAAACGAUCUCGCCGAUCUCAAGGCCGCCUUUGCAGUGCGCCUCGACGAUAUUUCGAUCACCACGACCAACACCCUCGGGUGCAUCGAAAGCGUCGCGUCGGCAAUAGAGCGCGCGACGCAAGAAACGGCGGCCACCAUCCUUGAGGCCCAUGACAACGUGCUCCCACGUGGGAUGCUAGUGUUGACGAAGAAGUACAAGGAGGGGAAGCCGCCGUCGAUUCCGUCGAAGAAGUACGAGGGCCCGCUCUUUUUGUACCUGGUGGACGAGGUGACACACGAAAUCCUCUACGACAACGUAAUCUACCCGAUCCACUUCAACACCGCCGGCCUCACCAAGCGGAUGGUGACCGAAAUCGCUCCGGGCUUCCAAGACGCGCUGAAUUGGAUCGGCCAACCCUUUCAAGCCAUUGCGGAUGCUGUCGCGUGGAUGGAUGACGCGCUCCGCGUUUACUAUACGCCGCCCGGCACGGCGAUCGGUGACCUCCACGAGCUCAUUAUCAAACACGACCCGAAGAAGUCGCUUUGCGGUCUGACCCGGACGGUGCUCGCCGCGAACAACGGACGCGUCGUCUGGACGGUCAAGAAGCGCAACAGCGAGAACAGAUACUAGUAGUGCAUGUGCGACAGCGACAGGUGAUCUUCUUAUCGCCAGCGUCGCCAUUUGUCUCCUUCUUCUUCAAUUCAUGUCGUGUCGUCGUUUUUAUUUAACAAACUAAUACUAGUAAGUUAUAUGCUCGUAUUUCCA